CGAGUCUGUUUACCGUCAGCCGCGAAAUGCGAACGUCCUAUUUUCUGUCCAUAUCAUAAGGUAUUCUUUACUGCAUUAAAAAGACCAUUACACACUUAUUACUACGCUAUUUCCAUAACAUUUAAGGCAGUAUGAACACUGAGCAGUCUGCUGAAUCCAACUGCAGUCCAAAUAGGUGUUCAGUUUCAACACCGGAAGGGAAUGACUUGAAGAGCGGAGAACUGAAAAGAACUCCAUUCUCAAAGUUUAAGAGAGUAAACUCCAACUUCAAAUCACCUCUUCAAGUCCCUGAGAGUGCUAAAGUUAGCCCUGCAGAGGAGGUGGCAGAGCUGGAGAGGAGGAGAGAGCAGCUGGACACAGAGAUAGCACAGCUGGAGGCUGAGGGAUGCAGAGUAGAAGAGCUGGAGCAUCAUAUUGAUAUGCUGCAUGAAUACAAUGACAUCAAAGACAUUGGACAGUCUCUCCUUGGCCGAAUAGCUGCUGUGAGGGGGACCACCACGCGAGAACUCUACAGCCAAUUUGAUCUUGAACUGGACGACUGAAGACAAAAAGUUCAAAUGAAGGUGGUGAGAAUGAUUCCUAGGAAUAAGAGAGGAACUCAAGACAAAAAGGCCAAUUGUAAAUAAGAUGAUGGAUUGGACUAAAGAUGUGUCUGUGUUGAACUCAAGCGGCUCCUUCAGACAGACAUUUUGACAGAGAGAUCUCAGUAGGAAUGGACAUGAUAGGAGGAUAAUGACGCUGGGUCUGCAGGCAGUAAAAGGCCAUUUACUCACAGCAAUAACUUAAGGCUUUCAUUUGUUUUGACAUAAUGUGUUUAUGUAAAUACUGUAUUAUAGUUAGUAUUAAGGUAUGCAUGUUGGCUGCCUGAAUGUUAAUUACUUUUCUGACUGGUUUGUUUUUAAAGGAAGGAAAGGAAUGCUAGAGUAGUUACUUAGAGUAUAACAAAUAUUCACUAACUCCUAGUAUAAAAUGCUUUGUACAAUAACUUGUAAUAAAAAGGGCACACAGACAGCGUGUUCCCAUAUGCACUAUUAAAGUUCAGGAGGUACAGAUGCAUCAUUGUUAUAGCACCCUUUUGAACAAACAGCUAUGAACUUUGUCAGAAGGCGUCACAAUACACUGACAAUAUUUGAUAUUUAUCCGUCCAACUAUUUAAGUAAAUGCAUUUAAGUGUGUGUUUAUUUUAAUAGACUUUUAUAACAGGCCUGUCUGCUGAAUUAAACCCCAAAUAUGACACACACAUUUGCUAACAUCUGACCCAGAUUCUUAAAAAAAGUCUAGUAAGGGAAAGAGGGUAUUAGGUAAUCUACAGUUUCCUGUAUGUCCCCACAUGUUCAACUAAAAAGAAAGGGUUGGGUACCUGCUUCCUGUAUUUCUAAAAAAUCCAAAUGUCUUCUUCUUGACAUAUGUAUAUGUACUGUACACACAAAACGCUGACUAGCUGCAUAAUGUACUGGGCGUACCCUUAUCUGUCUGAGAACCUCUGAUAGUGGGUCUUCUUGAACUGAUAGCGGCAGAUGAGCUUCACAACCCUGAUGAUGUUGUGUGUAAAAUGAUGAGUGAAUGAUAACUUUUACCAUCUCGUAUACUGGGGUCAGUCUUUGGCAUUGUUGCAAAUGCAGACAACAUAUUGCAGGAGUUUAGAAAUGUGUCCCUAUUAAUUUACGCUCUUUAGUUUACACCACCUGGGAAAUGACCUCUGUUAACCUGCAGCACUCUCUUGUAGUAUUAGUCUCUAUAUAAAUCUUCCCUGAAAAAGCAA
Gymnodraco acuticeps is the source of this 1762-nucleotide messenger RNA. RefSeq names its product SWI5 homologous recombination repair protein (gene swi5). The coding region runs from base 132 to 542 and encodes 136 amino acids. The transcript is spliced from 5 exons. Gene Ontology annotation, biological process: double-strand break repair via homologous recombination. Lineage: Eukaryota; Metazoa; Chordata; Actinopteri; Perciformes; Bathydraconidae. The record is from RefSeq and is a predicted model, not a curated record. Gene Ontology annotation, cellular component: Swi5-Swi2 complex; Swi5-Sfr1 complex.